This is a messenger RNA of Hemicordylus capensis (graceful crag lizard), 3245 nucleotides long. RefSeq names its product gamma-aminobutyric acid type A receptor subunit beta3 (gene GABRB3). Lineage: Eukaryota; Metazoa; Chordata; Lepidosauria; Squamata; Cordylidae. Gene Ontology annotation, biological process: monoatomic ion transmembrane transport; signal transduction; nervous system process. Gene Ontology annotation, cellular component: membrane; synapse; neuron projection. Gene Ontology annotation, molecular function: GABA-A receptor activity; neurotransmitter receptor activity; extracellular ligand-gated monoatomic ion channel activity. The coding region runs from base 141 to 1571 and encodes 476 amino acids. The record is from RefSeq and is a predicted model, not a curated record. The transcript is spliced from 9 exons.
GGGAGAAGAGUCGGAGGAGGGGAAGAAGGGAAGGGGACUGUCGCCUCCGCCUCUUCCUCAUCGGCUCUUGGGCAGCCGGAACCGCACGCGGCGGCGGCUGCUGCGGCGGCGGCGGCGGCAAAGAAGCCCGGAGCGGAGGGAUGUGGGGCUUUGGGGGAGGCAGGCUCUUCGGCAUCUUCUCCGCUCCUGUCCUGGUGGCCGUGGUCUGUUGCGCCCAGAGUGUGAAUGAUCCUGGGAACAUGUCCUUCGUGAAAGAGACUGUGGAUAAAUUGUUGAAGGGCUACGACAUUCGCCUAAGACCGGAUUUUGGAGGUCCUCCAGUGAAUGUUGGGAUGAACAUAGACAUUGCCAGUAUCGACAUGGUGUCUGAAGUCAACAUGGAUUAUACUUUAACGAUGUAUUUUCAACAAUACUGGAGGGAUAAAAGACUAGCCUAUGCUGGGAUUCCUCUCAAUCUUACCCUUGAUAACAGAGUAGCAGAUCAACUAUGGGUGCCCGAUACUUACUUUCUAAAUGACAAGAAGUCGUUUGUACAUGGUGUUACCGUUAAGAAUCGAAUGAUUCGCCUUCAUCCAGAUGGCACAGUUUUGUAUGGCCUCAGGAUCACAACCACUGCAGCUUGCAUGAUGGACUUGAGAAGAUAUCCUUUAGAUGAACAGAACUGUACACUGGAAAUAGAAAGCUAUGGCUACACAACAGAUGACAUUGAAUUUUACUGGAGAGGUGGGAAUAACGCCGUUUCUGGAGUAGAGAAGAUUGAGCUUCCUCAGUUUUCUAUUGUGGAACACAAGCUUGUGUCCAGGAAUGUUGUCUUUGCCACAGGUGCCUAUCCAAGACUGUCACUGAGCUUUAAAUUGAAAAGGAAUAUUGGAUAUUUUAUUCUUCAGACUUACAUGCCAUCAAUACUGAUUACUAUUUUAUCAUGGGUGUCAUUCUGGAUAAAUUAUGAUGCAUCAGCAGCAAGAGUUGCCCUUGGUAUCACAACUGUGCUUACUAUGACAACUAUCAACACUCAUCUCAGAGAGACUUUGCCCAAGAUUCCCUAUGUCAAAGCCAUUGACAUGUAUCUUAUGGGCUGCUUUGUAUUUGUCUUCUUGGCCUUACUUGAAUAUGCCUUUGUCAACUACAUCUUCUUUGGGAAAGGCCCUCAAAGGCAGAAGAAACUUGCAGAAAAGACAGCCAAAGCAAACAAUGACCGUUCGAAGUUUGAAAGCAACCGGGUGGACAUGCAUGGGAACAUUUUGCUAACAUCCCUUGAAAUUCACAAUGAAGUUGCAAGCAAUGAGGUCACUACAAGUGUCAGUGAUCCUCAGAAUACAACAAUAAACUUUGACACCUCAGGUAUCCAGUACAGAAAACAGAGCUCACAUCGAGAAAGCCUUGGACGGCGCACAUUGGACAGAACUGGCACCCAUGCCAAAAAGGGUCAUUUACGGAGAAGAUCUUCUCAGCUAAAGAUAAAAAUACCUGACCUAACGGAUGUGAACGCCAUAGAUAGAUGGUCAAGGAUGGUGUUUCCUUUUACAUUUUCUCUUUUCAACUUAAUCUACUGGCUAUACUACGUCAACUAAACUGACUACUUUUUAAAAAAGAGACUUCAACAAGUGAAAUACUACUCUGCCUGUUAUUUUAUAUGUGUACAUAUGAACUUUUACACUCUCUCUAUAAUAUAUAUAUAUAUAUAUAAAAUCCUGUUUAUGUGUGUACAUAUAUUGUGAAAGAAUGUGUAUUAUACCAUUGUGCAUACACAUAUACACUAUAUAUAUAUAUACACACACUCACUCUUUAUCACACACGCACACAUGCACAUGUGUGCGCGCGCACACACACACACACACACACACACUCCUACUUCUAGGAAGAUAAUAGACAAUUAAUAUAGAGUGUACAUUAAAUGAACUUUAAUAAAAUAUUAAAAGGCAGGUGUCCUGAAAACAUUAGGCCUUGAGAAAGCUAAAAGUUCUAUAAGAUCACUAAAACAUUUUCCAGAUAUCUAUGAUACUAUAUGAAGUCAAAAUGUGUGAUAUUGUUUGCAAAAACUGUCAUUUACACUAUUCAUUAACUGGUUGCAUUACAGUUAAAAUGGUAAGUUUUUAAAGUAAUUUAUGUUUCAUAUCAUAAACUUUAAAAUCAUUAUGCCACUUUGAUUUUAUUUGAUAAUGUUAUGUUGUAAUAGAUAAUUUCCCCUACCAUAAAUGGACAUCAUUUUCCAGGAAUCACAUGUUUUCUCUUAUGCAGUAAGUUAAAUGUUGAUCCAGGGAGAGUUUUUUUUAGUCUCAUAGAAUUUUAAAACAACCACUCUAAUAAUCUGUUCUACAAUGGGAAGGAGUCUCUUUUUUAAGCACUUCAGUGCUUAAUGUAAUGUUUGUGUUUGGGUGUCUCUUGAGUUACUGUGCUGUUUUAUGGGGCGGGGGAUCCCCCCUCCAGCAUAUUGUUACAGAAAUAUAGUUUGAAAUCCAACUGCUGCUAACAUUUUCAGCAUCUUUCAGCAAAUUCUCUCCUAUUCAAGGCCCUCAUAACCUAGGGAGAUUCAUUCGGGGGUGGGGUGGGUGGGGGGAACUUAGCACAUUCAUUCCCCCAUGCAUUGGUGUUCUUUGCUUUCUGCCAUUUCCCCCAUCUUCUGCAGAACAGGCCUGGAACCCUACACAUUACAGUGAAUGUUGAAAGGGGAAAGGCAGGGACACCAAAUAAUAUCUAUUGAAGAGACUUCUGUUGAGCUUCUCCUUAUUCUGAAACUUUCUAAAUUACCAGAAUGUCAACCAAGAGAGGAUCUGGUGAUCCAAGCUUAACAACUCUUUAAAUAUUUUUAGCAUUCCAGUGAUAACCAGAAGACACCCCAGGUUAGUGAAUUUUAACAGAAGAUGGUGUAGAUGUAUCUUUUUUUCAAGAAACAAAAUGCAUUCACAUUACCAAACAUUCUUAUAGCAUUAUUAAUGUAAGAUAUAUUUGCAUAAUAUGCAUAUAUAUGAAUACUUUAUCCAAAUUUUCUUUCUUGUGCUUGCUUCUGGGACCGCAUGCUAUAUCAUAUUUUUGUUUCUGUGAUGUUACAGCUUUUCUCUAGAAUUCAGCUGAUAGAGCACUUCUAAUGUAUACAUUCAAUAACAGAACAUUUUCAUAUAUUUUUUGUACAUAUAUACACUAAAAAUCCUAGUGUAGCUGAUAUGCCACAUUCACAAACCAUAAAUAAUAGAAAACAAUGUCUUGUUUCAGCAUUAAAUACAUUCAGUCAUUUUCUUUAAGCAAAA